Molecule: messenger RNA, 1782 nt
Organism: Aplysia californica (California sea hare)
Lineage: Eukaryota; Metazoa; Mollusca; Gastropoda; Aplysiida; Aplysiidae
Product: guanine nucleotide-binding protein subunit alpha-11
Exons: 8
Coding region: 402-1484 (360 amino acids)
Biological process (GO): adenylate cyclase-modulating G protein-coupled receptor signaling pathway
Cellular component (GO): heterotrimeric G-protein complex
Molecular function (GO): G-protein beta/gamma-subunit complex binding; G protein-coupled receptor binding; GTPase activity
Source: RefSeq, a predicted model, not a curated record
CAUUAUCGGUUUUGUGUUCUUGCAUUUAUCGGUAAUUUCCAGCUUUUUAAUGCCUCUCAUGCCGGUUUGGGUUGAAAGUUUUGAUCGGUAGGCCUAAUCAUCAAGAAGCUUUGGUACACGCCACAUUGUUACUAAAAUCAGAAGACUACAAUAAGGUUCAAGGUUUACAAUUUAUGCAAUGCAGGAUUUGUUGAGCACAUCCCUAAUUUACACCAAGAGCGUGUAAUUAGGGUUGUUUUUGUUUUAGAAAUGUUGCAAAUACAUGUACAUGUAAUUAGAAAUGCACAUUUGAAAUCCUCCUGGCCAGGAAACUGGAAAUCCUAAAAAUCCGUGCUUGCCUUGUUUGUAAACAAAACUGAAAUUCGAAGAAAAACGCUUCCGCGUUGAUAAACAAGGACGUCAUGGACUGGUUUUCUCUCCGUUUGGCAGAGUUUCGUGAAAGGAGAAGGCGCCGUGCCAUUGAUGAAAGAAUACGACAUGAAAAGAAUUCCAUGGACUCGGAGAAUGUGACCAGACAGAAUUUUAUUCUACUGGGUUUCCCACAAUCGGGUAAGAGCACUUUCCUCAAGCAGCUGCGCAUCCUGCAUGGAGGCGGCUACACAGAGUCUCAGAGGAGGGAAAUGAGAACAAGGAUCUAUCAGAUGAUGGUGGCUGUCAUGAAAUUGCUGGUUGAGGAGCUGGUCAAGUCAUCUGUCAGCUUUUCAGAUCCUGUCAAUGAGCAUCACAGGUUAAGUCUUGAUGAGAUUACAGUGUCGUCUGUGACUGGGUACCAUCAAAGUUUUAUGGACAUUUUGAUCUCACUUUGGAAUGAUGAUGCUAUUAAGAAAAGUUUCCAAAGACAAAGUAUGCUCCUACCAACAUCAACUAAAUAUUUCUUCGACAACUUGUCUAGGAUCUCCGGUGCUGAUUACGUCCCCACAGAGCAUGACGUCCUUAUGCUGGCCACACCCACCACUAGUGUCGAGGAGCAUGUCUUUGAAAUUGACACUAAGCGCUACAGAAUGACUGAACCUGGUGGUCAAAGGCCACUGAGUACGAAUUGGUUUCAGCUGUUUGCUGAUGUCAACUGUAUGUUGUAUUUUGUGGACUUGAGUGGUUUUGAUCAGCCUUGUCCUUGGAGCGAUCAUGAGAACGCUCUUGAAGGAGCCAGGGCAUUGUUCGCAACGGUCAGUGGUUCGAGAUGGUUUUGCCACUGUACUCAUCUUGUCAUGUUUAGUAGACAGGACGUCAUGAAGGAAAAACUGUUGAACGAUUUCUCCUCCUUCCAGAAGUGCUUUCCUGACUACACUGGGCCCUCGGAUGACUGCCAGGAAGUGUUUUGUUUUAUCCAGAUGAUGUUUAUCAAAGCGGAUGCCAGCGAGACUAGUGAUGUGCACUGUGUCUUUGUCAACUUGACAGAUACCCACAACACACGCUUUGUUUUUCAAAUAGUUCAGGACAUCCUGCGAAGGCCUACAAGAUGUAAUUGUUGUGAUCUCCUGUGAGAUGUUACGUUCCUGCAAGAUGUCUGCAUAAGCUACACUGACCUCCACGACAGUGCUGGAUGUGACUUUGCCGUGACCAAUCUCUAAACCCUAAAGUGUUACACUUGUUUAGAGAAAGCCAGGCAGUCUGACUGCAGACAAAAUUCGGAAGCUUGCGAUGUACUGCUCUCAGGCCAUUCAUCUACACUCCAAGGCUGAAGAUAUACAGAAGGCCAUACUUGCUUCCCUGCACCACAGUUUUCUACUCAUGAUUUUUCCCUCCAGCAUUAGUAUUGCUUCCUCCCCCACCCCCCCACUG